ACUGAAAAUUUUUUUGAAGUAUCGUUAUACCUCUUUGCAAAAUUGAAAAAAAAAAAUUUUUUUAGUUUUUCGGAUUUCACACGACUUUUUUUGAAACUGUUUUGACCUGAUUGACACGACCUUUUGAAGGACUCAAAUUUACUGUGAUUGUCAUAGUAAUUAGCAGUCUCCAAUUUACACGCAGGAAGAUAAUGCGGUUACAGUAUCUAGACUAGACCAAAUAUACGAGAGUUAUGUUAUUUGAAGAGUCAUGGUUUAUGGUUUAAUAAAGGGUUUGAUACGAAGUUUAAUUAAUAAUCACUAAUUGAAAUUGGAUAUAUAAAUCAGGUUCAAUCGUAUAUUUAGAUAGUUUUAAUUUGCCAUUGAUAUCUUUUCCUCCUAUCAUUCAAUAACAUUGUUGCUAUAAUGACAUCAGAAGAUCAAGUUAUAACAUCGCUAUUGGAUACUGAUUUGUAUAAAUUGUUUAUGCAUGCGGCUGUGAAUCAACAUUUCCCCGAUGUUAAAGUGGUCUACAAGUAUACUAAUCGUACUCCAUUGAUGGUUCUUACUGAAGAAGCUAUAAAUUGGUUAAAACGUCAAAUAAGUUUAUUAGCUAAUUUAUCUUUCACCGACCAUGAAAUUGAAUAUAUUAAGAAAGCAUUACCUCAAAUGCCUGAAUCGUAUAUCACCUAUUUAAAGACGUUCAAAUUAAAUCCAUCCGCUCAAGUGAAAUACUCUAAUGAUACUAAAGAUUUUGAUAAAUUCCAAUUAGAAAUUGAAGGUAAUUGGAAUGAUACAAUUUUAUAUGAAAUCCCUGUCCUUGCAUUAAUAUCAGAAGCUUAUUUCAAAUUCGUGGAUUCAGAUUGGAACUACAAUGGUCAAAUUGAAUUGGCUCAACAUAAAUGUAAACAAUUAUUUGAUAAUGAAUGUAGUUUUAGUGAAUUUGGUACAAGACGAAGAAGAUCAUUUAAAACUCAAGAUACUGUGGUUAAGGCUUUAAAAGAUUAUGCAUUAUCCAACCCUCAUCAAGCCAAGUACUUAGCUGGUACUUCAAAUGUCUUAUUAGCAAUGAAGUAUGAUUUAGCCCCCAUUGGUACUGUUGCUCAUGAAUGGUUUAUGGGUGUUGCAUCUAUAACUCAAGAUUAUGUGAAUGCUAAUAAAUUAUCCAUGGAUUAUUGGCUUGAAACUUUCGGACCUCGAUAUGCUGGAUUAGCUUUAACUGAUACUUUCGGAACUGAUUCUUAUUUAAAGGCAUUCAUAAAACCUUAUAGUGAUCAUUAUAGUGGUGUGAGGCAAGAUAGUGGAGAUCCUGAACUAUAUGCGGAGAAGAUUGCUAAUCAUUAUAAUAGUUUAGGUUAUGAGAAAUUCUCUAAAGUUAUUUGUUUUAGUGAUUCGUUAAACAUUGAAAAGUGUAUAAAAUAUAAACAUAAAGCAGAUACCUUAGGUUUAAAAGCUACUUUUGGUAUAGGUACAUUCUUCACUAAUGAUUUCAAAUCUGCCAAGGAUCCACAAAUCAAAUCCCAACCUCUUAAUAUCGUUAUAAAGUUAAAAGCAGCUGGGGGUAAUGAUAGUAUUAAAAUCAGUGAUAAUUUAGGUAAAAAUAUGGGUAAUCCUGAAGUUGUUGCUAGCGUUAAAAGAGUGUUAGGUUAUGAAGAGAGAUCAUGGUCUGAAGGGGAUGAAUCUAAAAGAUGGAAAUAGAAGAAACUAUUUAUUUAUUUAUUUAUUUAAUUAUAUUACUAUAUAUCUUAAUCCAUGUAAUUGCAAUAAAUUUAAAGGUAGGUGGG
This is a messenger RNA of Scheffersomyces coipomensis, 1763 nucleotides long. RefSeq names its product nicotinate phosphoribosyltransferase (gene NPT1). NCBI's taxonomy places the organism in Eukaryota, Fungi, Ascomycota, Pichiomycetes, Serinales, Debaryomycetaceae. Gene Ontology annotation, molecular function: nicotinate phosphoribosyltransferase activity. The record is from RefSeq and is a predicted model, not a curated record. The transcript has a single exon. Gene Ontology annotation, biological process: NAD+ biosynthetic process via the salvage pathway. The coding region runs from base 406 to 1677 and encodes 423 amino acids. Gene Ontology annotation, cellular component: cytosol.